Salvelinus sp. IW2-2015 is the source of this 1815-nucleotide messenger RNA. Its product is annotated as ceramide synthase 6. Lineage: Eukaryota; Metazoa; Chordata; Actinopteri; Salmoniformes; Salmonidae. Gene Ontology annotation, biological process: ceramide biosynthetic process. The record is from RefSeq and is a predicted model, not a curated record. Gene Ontology annotation, molecular function: DNA binding; sphingosine N-acyltransferase activity. Gene Ontology annotation, cellular component: membrane.
UUCAAUGCACCAAUCACUUGCGGAGGAGCAUAUGCCUACUUCCCUACACUGGAAAGAGCGAGYGGGUAAAUAGACUGGCGGAGCAUACACUGAUCCAUCACACUAAAAACCUGCAAAGAUCGCCUGUGAGACUGCUGCAACUACGCUAUAGGCCAUUGAUAUCGCGUUCAUUUCUGGUCAAUUGGUAAGGGGGACAAAGUGUCCAUAACACAAGGAAAUGGCAGGUAUUUUGGCAUGGUUUUGGAACGAGAGAUUUUGGCUCCCUCACAAUGUAACCUGGGCUGACCUAAAAAACACAGAUGAGGCAACCUUCCCGCAAGCUGAGGAUUUGUAUCUGGCUUGUCCUUUAGCCUUCUGCAUAUUUAUGAUUCGACUGGUUUUCGAAAGGUUUAUUGCCAGACCAUGUGCCUUGGGUCUCAAGAUACAAGCCAAUGGACCACAGAAAGCGCAGCCCAAUGCCAUUUUGGAGAAGGUGUUCACUGCUAUCACCAAGCAUCCAGAUGAGAAGAGGUUGGAGGGUCUGUCCAAACAGCUGGACUGGGAUGUACGGACCAUCCAGCGCUGGUUCCGACAGCGCAGGAACCAGGAGAAACCCAGCACGUUGGCUCGCUUUUGUGAGAGCAUGUGGAGAUUUACAUUUUACCUCUAUAUAUUUACCUACGGAGUACGUUUCCUUAAAAAGACACCAUGGUUAUGGAACACAAGAGAGUGCUGGUACGACUAUCCUUAUCAGCCACUGACGGUGGACAUCCACUAUUACUAUAUACUGGAGUUGUCGUUCUACCUGUCCCUACUCUUCUCCCAGUUCACAGAUAUCAGAAGAAAGGACUUCCUGAUCAUGUUCCUGCACCACCUGGCGACAAUCUCCCUCAUCACCUUUGCCUACGUCAACAACAUGGCUAGAGUGGGCACGCUGGUCAUGUGUCUCCACGACUCCGCCGACGUCCUGGUGGAGGCUGCCAAAAUGGCAAACUAUGCCAAGUUUCAGAGACUUUGCAACCUCCUGUUUGUCAUGUUUGCAAUGGUCUUCAUCAGCUCCAGACUGGGUGUCUAUCCUGUCUGGAUUUUAAACACUACCUUGUUUGAGAGCUGGGAGAUCGUGGGGCCGUACCCCUCCUGGUGGGUGUUCAACAUGCUGCUGAUCCUGCUGCAGUUCCUGCACUCCUUCUGGUCCUACCUCAUAGUGAAGAUAGCCUGUCGAGCCAUCUCCAGAGGAAAGGCAGGGAAGUGGAAUCCUUUACAUGUGUCGAAAGACGACCGCAGUGACAUUGAGUCCAGCUCGGACGAGGACAACGGUCCUCCGCCCACUCCUGUUCAGAAGCACCACAACAGCACCACCAACGGGACCAAUAAAGUCCACGGGACCAAUGGGUACCUGUCAGCAGGGGCCCCUUGUCUAGAUGAACACUGACCGCUGUUAUGAGACAUUUAUAAGUACUGGAGCAAAGCUGCACACACCAUUCAUAGAUACUACAUGUGUGCCACAUGAACAACAUUGCCUGUCUGGUACUGGAAGUUCUUAGUUUUCAGUUUGAUUAUUUCCAUGUUUCCCCUCAUUUUAUUAUCUUUCUCUAUAUUUGCAUCAAACUGCAUUCAAUGAAAUAUCAAAGCACUCCUGUCGGUACAGCCCAGUCUCUCUGUUUAGCCAACGAAUGAACGCAUUCCACUAUUAUGGCGAAAGCAUGCUGUUUAAACAUAGUCUGACUGGCAUACUGGGGGUAGUUAAUUAUGUUAUGUGUCUUUUAUGUUAUUUAUUUUGGAUAGAUAUACAGUACCAGUCAAAAGUUUGGACACCUACUCAUUCCAGGAUUUUUC